CAGCAAGAGCUCACUCAGCUGUCCCCAGAAUCGAUUUCCUCGCUUGUCUCUCCAUCGGAUCCUGUGCGCAAUGUCGAUCCCACGAACGCAGAUUCGCAUCCGGCUAACAUCAUCAUACCUCGUCCGCCUGACGUCGGAAAUAACACUACGGUCAAGGACUGCAUUGUCUCGACCAUGAAGCAGGUGCGCAUGGUACACACCCACAUCGUUUACAAGGAUUGCUGA
This is a messenger RNA of Laetiporus sulphureus 93-53, 225 nucleotides long. RefSeq lists its product as uncharacterized. The record is from RefSeq and is a predicted model, not a curated record. The annotation marks the transcript as partial. The transcript has a single exon. Lineage: Eukaryota; Fungi; Basidiomycota; Agaricomycetes; Polyporales; Laetiporaceae.